GCUCUUCAUGUGAAGCAACCUAAAAGGGUUAAUCCAAGUGGGUAUAGAAAGAGAAACUAAACAAAGAAGAAGAAACCCAUUACCUCUCCUACUACUUUAUUCUUUCAAUAAAUUACUACUAUCAUCUUUUGGCUCACCUAUUUUGAUUGAGAAUAGUACAGUUUAGAGAGCUUGGGGUCAGGGUGGGUAGCUCAAAGGGGGUGUUGUUGUAGUGUGUAAAGAGAGACUGAAACUACUACCCACCUGACAUGGUAUUGUUUUCUUGCCCCUUUUGUUAGCUGCCAUUAGAGUAAUGUUCUUCUACUUCCAAGAUUUGGGUUCUCAUGUAGAAAUUUCAAGUACCAGCUGAAAAUUUUACCAGAUCUCUCAAGCACAACAACUAUCAUAUUUGCUUUUGUGGCUGGUACUAAAUUGGUGCAAGAUAGGAAAGGAUAACAAUUUGGAACUAAGUACUGUCUUACAGUGAAAUCUGUUAUAAGCUGCUGGCAGAAUAGGAGCUUCUACAAUAACAACAUACCCGACGUAAUCCCACGAAAUGGGGUCUGGGGAGGACAUGGGAACUUUGGCACCUGAACCUGAGGUCACAUGCUCGAAAAAGUACUUAGCAUUGGGUCUGAAGAUAUCUGGCAAGGAAAAAUCAGGGAAACCCAGAGUUUUAUCGCUUCUUUCAACACUUCUUGAGAGGUCUGUUCAAAAUAAUGAAAGCUUAUUAGAAAGUUCACAAAGUGAAGACGUGAUCACAAUAUUUCAUGGAUCAAGAGCCCCCUCUCUCAGUAUUGAACAGUACUUGGAUCGCAUUUAUAAGUAUUCAUGUUGCAGCCCUUCAUGCUUUGUGGUCGCACACAUAUACAUGGAGAGAUUCAUUGAAUGCACUGGUGCUCAUUUAACUUCCCUCAAUGUUCACCGACUACUUAUCACAAGUGUGAUGGUGGCAGCAAAAUUCAUCGAUGAUGCAUUCUAUAACAAUGCAUACUAUGCAAGAGUAGGUGGUGUAACCACAAAAGAGUUGAAUAAGCUGGAGAUGAAAUUCUUGUUUGGAUUGGAUUUUCAACUUCAUGUAAAUGUCCAGACAUUCGGAAGCUAUUGUUCUCUCCUAGAGAAGGAAGGCACUGUAGGUCUCCAGAUUGAGUGCUCAAUUCAGGCAUGUAGAAUCAACGAGAGCUGGUCAAACAAAGACGAUUCCACCUGGUCACAAAUUGCAAGAUGAGAUUUUACAAUGGUGAAGAUAUCAUCACAAAGUUGAAACUCUUUCAGACAUGGAAGAAACUGAAAUGCUGGGUUUUGUACUAUAUUGUCUAGGUAGGAAAAAGUCAUAGCAGUGUGAUACACUUUUUUUUUUACCCAUUUUUUUCUUGUGCAGGUGUUCUUUACUGUACUAGUGUAGCUCCCAGGAACCCUGGUAUCAUUCUUUUUCAUGUUCUGUGAAGUUCCCCACGGAUGUUGGUCCCUAUAGAAUUGUGUAGUGUUUACAAUCGAAGUUUCUUAGUGAUUUCAGGUAUUAUUUUGAACAACCAAGUUUGAACCCACAAGGGUUUUUUAUACAAUGCUCUUUUAGAA
Molecule: messenger RNA, 1557 nt
Organism: Solanum tuberosum (potato)
Lineage: Eukaryota; Viridiplantae; Streptophyta; Magnoliopsida; Solanales; Solanaceae
Product: cyclin-P3-1
Exons: 4
Coding region: 536-1207 (223 amino acids)
Biological process (GO): regulation of cyclin-dependent protein serine/threonine kinase activity
Molecular function (GO): protein kinase binding
Source: RefSeq, a predicted model, not a curated record